AUGUUUUCCCAAAAUAAAGAUAUUUAUUCAGAAUAUAUAAAAAACAAAAUUCCAGAUUGGUUAAGUGGAAAUAAAAAAGUCGAUGAUUUUAUUCUAGAAAGACUAUCAAAUAUUAAUUCCCAUGAUGAUGUAGUAUUUGAAUGGAUACCAUACAAUCAGUUUAACAAAAUUAAAGAAACAGGCAAAAAUGGUUCUAUAACUGUAUAUUCAGCAAUAUGGAGGAAUGGCCCAUUACACAAGAAAUAUAAGUGGAGUUCAAAUUAUACAAGAGAUUCAAAUAAAGAGGUUGCUUUAAAGUGUUUGCAUAACUUGCAAAAUCCUGCAGCAAUAUGGAAGAAUGGCCCAUUACACAAGAAAUAUAAGUGGGGCCCUCCCUUCCUUCUCUCCUUUUUCGCUUAUUAUACAAGAGAUUCAAAUAAAGAAGUUGCUUUACAUAACUUGCAAAAUCCUGUUGAUUUUCUAAUAGAUGAGGCGAAAAAAUAUUCAACCAAAAAUGACAAGUUACUUAUAUUGUAUGGAAUAUCUCAAAAUCCAGAUACAAAUGACUAUAUUUUAGUUCAAAAUUAUCUUAUCCUGAGUAGAGACGAAAACAUUGAUAAUUUCAUUCAAGAAAGGCAGUUAAAUAUUAAUUCCUAUAAUGAUGUAGUAUUUGAAUGGAUACCAUACAAUCAGUUUAACAAAAUUGAAGAAACAGGCAAAAAUGAUUCAAAUAAAGAGGUUGCUUUAAAAUGCUUGCAUAACUUGCAAAAUUUUGUUGAUUCUCUAAUAAAUGAGGCUAAAAAAUAUUCAACAAAAAAUUAUAAUUUUCAUAUAUUGUAUGGAGUAUCUCAAAAUCCAUAUACAAGUGAUUAUAUUUUAAAAGACAAUUAG
Messenger RNA from Rhizophagus irregularis DAOM 181602=DAOM 197198, 870 nucleotides. Lineage: Eukaryota; Fungi; Glomeromycota; Glomeromycetes; Glomerales; Glomeraceae. The record is from RefSeq and is a predicted model, not a curated record.